This is a messenger RNA of Dunckerocampus dactyliophorus (ringed pipefish), 5599 nucleotides long. Its product is annotated as gastrula zinc finger protein XlCGF57.1-like. Bases 258 to 1322 code for a protein of 354 amino acids. The record is from RefSeq and is a predicted model, not a curated record. Gene Ontology annotation, cellular component: nucleus. Lineage: Eukaryota; Metazoa; Chordata; Actinopteri; Syngnathiformes; Syngnathidae. The transcript has 2 exons.
GUGAGUGAGUAAAGUGUCGCGAUUGUGUGAAAGCGUGUGAAGUACAAAUGCCGAGAGUGUUGGUGAAUCAACGAUUAACUGCGGCUGUUGAAGAAAUAUUUGGAGUGUUAGCACGAUAGCAGAGUACGAGGCGGAACUUUGUUGAACAAAAGAGAAGAAGCGACAACGUUAACUACUUGACGCUGUUUUCAAGAAGACCCAAGUUGUGCUACACAGAGCAGACGUCAGUUAAGAACACCUUCCCCCUAAGCAGCAGGAUGGAACAGGCGGAGCCACAGCCCCAUUACAUUAAAGAGGAAGACAAUGAUCCACAGCCCACCCACAUUAAAGAGGAAGAGGAGGAGCCACAGCCUCCCAACAUGAAAAAGGAAGAGGAGGAGCCACAGGCCCCCUCUGUUAAAGAGGAAGAGGGGGAGCCACAGCAUGUACACAUUAAAGAUGAAGAGGAGGAGCCACAGCCACUGUACCUGAAAGAAGAGGAGCAGCCACAGCUUCCCCACAUUAAAGAGGAAGAGGAGGAUCAUCGCGUCAGUCAGGCGGAGGAGUUUCCAGUGAUUGGUGUCCAUGUGAAGAGUGAAGAUGAUGAAGACAAAGGUCAAAGUGAGGAGAAGACAGAGGUGGAGCCUCCAAGCAGCAGCUCCACUCAUCACAUGACAACAGAAGCUGAUGGAGACCACUGUGGAGGAUCACAAGCAGACAACCUCUUAGCUCCACUAUCAGAUAGUGACGAGAUAACGUCACACUCUCCUGACACUGAUGAUGAAGACUCUGAAGCUGAUAUGACAUGUCACACUGACAACACAUGCUGCAAAUGCUCUCAAUGUGACAAAACGUUUGUUAAGAAGGGAAAUCUGAAAAUACACAUGAGACGUCACACUGGAGAGAAACCUUAUGCCUGCUCAGUUUGCAGGAAAAGGUUCAUUGCUCAGGCGCAUUUGAAAGAACACACAAAAAUACACACAGGAGAGAAACCUUUCGCCUGCUCAGUUUGUGGUAAAAAGUUCUCUCAGCGGUCAAAUAGGAACGCACACACAAGAAUACACACUGGAGAGAAACCUUUUGUUUGCACGGUUUGUGGUAAACGGUUCUUUCAACAAAGUGACUUAAAAAGACACACAAGAAUACACACUGGAGAGAAACCUUUUUCUUGCGCAGUUUGCGCUAAAACGUUCCACCUAAAAGGUAAUUUAAAAAAACACACAGCAAUACACACUCGUGAGAAACCUUUUCCUUGCACGGUUUGUGAUAAAACAUUCUAUUGUCAAGGUGAUUUAAAAAGACACACAAGAAGAGUACACACUGGAGAGAAACCUUUUUCUUGAGCAGGUUGUGGUAAAAGUUUCUCUCAGAAGAUAGCCUUGGAAGAACACUGUUUUUGUUCAAUAUGCGUUCAUAGGAAUCCACACCGGGGAGAAACUUGAAAACUUUUUGGAAAGGACGCACCAGCUGGAUUUCAAAGAACACAACAAGGGAAGUACAUUUAAGCGAGACAGUAUUACUCUAUACUCAUACAACAUAUACAACGGACAUAGUGUGUAUUGGUAUAUUCGUCACUGAGAAUGUAUGAAAGGUGGGGGACUGCCUCCCACCACCCAAGACAGGUCCCGCGGGGGCGGGCAGAACUGGGACAGGACCCCCAACACCCAGUCCGCAGCACCCCCCCUACCGGGCAGACCAGCAAGCCGCUUGUGUUUCUUUUUGAAAACCGGAUUUUAUUUUAGUGCUGCACCAGGACAGUUUCUUGCAUUAGCCAAAUGCCUAGGGCCCCCAAGCCAACAGGGGGCCCCAGUGCUGCAUGUUCAGCCUCAACUGAGUGAAAAUGUCCAGUCUGUAUCUGUAUCUAUCUCGUGUGCUUAUUGCAUCCCUUACUGUAUAUCAGCGGUGUCAAAGUCGUGUUCAUUGAGGGCCACAUCACAGUUAUGGCUGCCCUCAUGGGGCCUCUUGUAACUGACGAUAUAUGUGCAGUAUAUCAAUAUAAAUAUGAUACUGCCAGGCAGGAGGCCUAGAGGAAGACCAAAGAAGAGGUUUAUGGGUGUAGUGAAAGAGGACAUGAAGGUAGUUGGUGUGAGAGAAGAGCAUGCAGAAGACAGGGUUAGAUGGAGGCAAUUGAUUCGCUGUGGCGACCCCUGAAGGGAAAAGCCGAAAGGAAAAGAAGAUAUCAAUAUAAAUAUGAAGAUAACUUCAUGAUGUUAUUACACAAUUUCCCUUGCAUUUGAUUAUUCUAUUUUUACUAACAAAUCGAUGGUAAUUUGCUUUCAAAUGAGAAGUGAAGUGAGUGUCAAGCAGACAUUCAAGUAUUUAUUUUUGACAACAAAAAAUGCUUGGAACACUUGUUGCAUGGUCAGAUAAUGAAAAAUGAAAGAGCAUGAUUGACAUUGACAUUAUUCCCAGGCUUUCGCGGGCCACAUAAAACGAUGUGGCAGGCCACAUCUGACCCCGGGCCUUGAGUUUGACACCUGUGACUUACAUGCUUUGUCCUACUGUGACCUGCGUUGUCCUGGUUUGGGUCCACACUAAACCUGUCUGAGUGCGUGUUGGAGUCACACAGCACACUAACAUGUGUUGUGCCGAGUUUUGCAUGCACGACAUGAUCUGCACGCAGGCCGUGGGCGCACGGGUUCUGCUAAAACACAAGCUAUGAGAUGCUGUACUAUUUUCUAAGGCACCGUACUUCUUGAUAAUGAAGCCAUUCUUUUUGUCGAGUUCAUGAGUAAUUACAAAACAACCAAAGCACACGGUAUAAGAAAGCUUUAAAAUGUGUUUAAUUCAGGCAUAAGUGGGAGGAGCAGGUUAGAAAUUCACAAUAUAAUGCUGAAAUAUUGAAAAAUAUGCACCAAGCUCAUUUAUUUAUAGUAAAGAGGGGGAUGCAUUAUUCAACAGGACAGAUUUGGGAUCUGCCAAGAUUUGCGUCCUCCUCUUUAUGGACCAAGAUCACUUCUACACAGAGGCGUAUUUAAUCAUUUGGGGGCCCAAAGCAAACCCAGUCCCUGGGGCCCUCCACAUCCUUGUACUGCACUGACAAUUAUUGUAAUUUUUACAAAAGGUGAGUACCGUGUGUCAUUUAAGCCACUUUUUUCCUGCUUAUUAUUAUUUAUCUGUCAGCUUAAGUUGCUAGUUACACCGCCAUGUUUAUAAACCUCCCAAACUAUAUGUUUAUCAUCUACUAGCUCGUGUGAAUAUGGGCAAAUUCUGCUAUUUAUUUAAUACAAUGAACUUGUUAAAUGUCCUGAUUGAGUUGUGCUUCUAGACCAGGGGUAGGGAACCUAUGGCUCGGGAGCCAGAUGUGGCUCUUUUGAUGCCUGCAUCUGGCUCUCAAACAUGUCUUAACACGAUAAAAAUGUAUUUUUGGUUUUUUGUUCGCUGACCUUUUAUUGUACAUUACAGAAAUCACAGUGUUAAAAAUAACACUCAAAAUAUAAAACUUUGUUAUGCAUUUUAGUCCAUCCAUCCAUUUUCUACCACAAUGCGGGUGGCCAGAGCCAGUGCCAGCUGUCCUUCCAAUAUUUUCCGGGUCAAACACCAAAAUUCGAUUAUCACUGUAUAAUGCGGUAGCCUAUUCGCGGUAGCCUAUUCGCAUGAACUUCCCUUCCUUAAAUCAAAUAGUCAGAUCGCUAAUUCUGGAAAAAGAAAAAGAUACGGUGUACGGUGCAAAAGCACGCAGCACCAGAAGUCGCAUUAAUGGUAAGAAGUAAUUUAUUUAUUAUUGGAUUGCUUCAGUGUAACAAUGUUAAUAAAAAGAAUAACUUUAGAGGUCCUCCUUAAAAAUGCCCACAUUUACUUGUAUUCAAUGUUAAAAAAUAUUAUAUGGCUCUCAAGGAAAUCCAUUUUAAAAUAUGUGGUUUUUAUGGCUCUCUUAGCCAAAAAGGUUCCCGACCCCUGUUCUAGACUGUGGAAUGGUUGAAAUCGCUUGAGAAACAUGUGAAUGGUGGACGUUUCAAAAAUGGCCCAAUUCAUUUUCAAUGGGAAGUAUACUGUGGAAUUUUUACAUUUUAGGAAAAUCUGGGAAUUUGUUGAAAUAUCUGAAUAGUUGAAUGAUUUGAUGCUUGAGUGGUUUGAAUCGGCUCAAAAAAUGAAGGAGUUGGAGGACAAAAAAAGGGUGCAAUAAUAACAACAAUAACAAUACAUUAAUUAAAAUUGGUAUAAAACAAUAAUAAUACACUUGUGAAAAUUGGUGUAGAAUUUUAUAGGUGUGAAUGAUCAAGCAUUCACACAAUAAAUUCAUGAACUAUCCCACAAAUAGGUGAAAGAUACAGUAUAGUACAUUGAGUGCAUAAUGUGGCCCAGAGUGAUAUAUUCCCAGCCUGGGCUGUUUUAUACCCCAAGGUAUAAACCAGCCUGGACCAGUUUACACCCCAGGGUAUACUUUCGCCCAGGCCACAUUAUCCCCGGGUAUAUUUUGGUCAGGGGUUCAUUUGGCCUGCGACACCUGUAAUGGAACAUACGCUAUAAUGCACACUUGUGGUCGCGUUUUCAGGUUGGGACAAACUGCGCAUGACAGCUGGUGGGUGUGUUUUUAGGUGGACUUCACUCAUGUGGAUGGACAUUUUUUUUUACAUUGGCGUGGGGGAAAUGUGCAGGAGUAGGGGGUACAUGGUUACCAGUCAAAGGUCUGAUCCCUGACAUGGAGCUUAGAGACCAUGUAAGGUCAGGAGUCAGGAGCAGGGAGACACACUGCAAUGCUAAUGUAACCCACAAGUAGAAAACAACCACUCAAGCUGAAGCCUGUUUCCCUUUAGACCGCCCAUGAGCUUAUGGGGAUUGGCACUGCUGUUUUUUUGCUGACAUGUGAUUGGCCACCCCUGCUGUCACUCCAUGGCCUGGCCUUGCACACCGGUGUUUUAUUAGUUGGCCAUGAGCCUGUGUUCAUCUGCCGCUCUCCGUUGUUAACAUGUUGGCCGUCAGUUCUGUGAGUUUGGUGCCCCCCCCCAUUCCAACUACUUAAAAUCAAGCCCGUUGUGUCCCCCUCCUCCCCCCACCAUAUCUGUCUCCUUUCUGUCCGAGCAGGACCUACCUAGCACUGCGCUCUCCGUGCUGGCCAGGCGCUGUUCACUUGAUGAUGCGUUCAAGGGCACGGUGUAACUCUUAACGUGGAAGUGCAAUUUGCUGUAAAUACACUCAAAACAUGUGAAUCCAACUUAAAUUACUUGGUGUCUUUGCUUGGUGAUUCAAAUGUUCAAGAGAUGUAAGGCAAACAAAUUUUCAGACAUUUGUGGCGUCUUUUACCUUGAUUUAAGUUUUUUAUUUUGUUUGGGGGGAGCAAGUAAGUACAGAUACACGAGCGCUCAAAAGUUUUAUAACACCCCAAUUGUGUGGGGACAUGCCAGAGGCAAAAAAAAAAUGGUAAGGUUACCCAAAACUGAAAAGUAAAGUGCAUUUCAAAGGCCUGUUUCAGGAACCAUAAAAUGGGUCAACAAUUUAAAGCUGUUCUGCAGAAAUGGAGGUUGAUCAAGCCUUGGUAGUUGGUGCAACUAAUUCCUACAGGUGUUCCAAGUUUUGGACUACUUACUACCUCCUUUGUCUGUACAAAAUCAGUGUUCGGAACAAAAUGUGCUACUCUACCCUCUGAACAUCAGUUGAGCAGCAUUGUACUGCAGAAAGA